AUGGAUGUUCACCAAGACACACUGGCUUACAUCAAUGAUUUUGAGCUGCACGACUACAUUGAAGAUCCUAACUUUGAUCAGUUCAUCAAUUUGAUUCGAGGGGAGAAUGAAGAAGCCGUCUGUGACUUCGUUUCUGACCUUAUCAAUGAUCCCUUCAUGGAUAAUCAGCUCCUUUCAUGUCAUGCAAACCCUUUUGAACAGAAUGAUAAUAAUGCUGUGAAUGUGUAUGAUCCAAGCUCUACACUUAGCUCCUUCUCUUGCUUUGAUGAAGUGGUUAAGGGAGAAGGAGAAGAAGAACACGAUGGAGAGCAUUCUUCUGCAACAACAACAACUACUGAUGCCAAACCGAGACUAAAAACUGAUAGGUCCAAGACUCUCAUUUCUGAGAGGAGAAGGAGAGGCCGAAUGAAGGAGAAGCUUUAUGAAUUGCGUUCCUUGGUUCCCAACAUAACUAAGAUGGAUAAGGCCUCUAUAAUUGGAGAUGCAGUGGCAUACGUGCAUCAGCUUCAAGCACAAGCCAAGAAGCUAAAGGCUGAGGUUGCAGGACUUGAAGCAUCCUUAUUAGUGUCCGAAAAAUACCAAGGAUCUAUAAAUAACCUCAAAAAUGUUAAGGGCACCCAUAAUAGUCAUCCAACCUGCAAGAAGAUCAUGCAGGUGAACAUGUUUCAAGUUGAGGAAAGAGGGUAUUAUGCAAAAAUAGUGUGCAAUAAAGGAGAAGGGGUGGCUGCCUCGUUGUACAGGGCUCUCGAGUCUCUUGCAGGUUUUAAUGUUCAGAAUUCAAACCUUGCUACAGUUUCUGACAGUUUUAUACUUACAUUUACAUUGAAUGUAAAAGGAUAUGAACCAGAAAUUAACUUGCCAAAUUUGAAGCUAUGGGUGACAGGUGCUCUAAUGAACCAAGGAUUUGAAAUUGUAGCAUCUUUUCCUGCUUGA
This is a messenger RNA of Abrus precatorius (Indian licorice), 933 nucleotides long. RefSeq names its product transcription factor FER-LIKE IRON DEFICIENCY-INDUCED TRANSCRIPTION FACTOR. NCBI's taxonomy places the organism in Eukaryota, Viridiplantae, Streptophyta, Magnoliopsida, Fabales, Fabaceae. The transcript is spliced from 4 exons. Gene Ontology annotation, cellular component: nucleus. Gene Ontology annotation, biological process: regulation of DNA-templated transcription. The record is from RefSeq and is a predicted model, not a curated record. Gene Ontology annotation, molecular function: sequence-specific DNA binding; protein dimerization activity; DNA-binding transcription factor activity. The coding region runs from base 1 to 933 and encodes 310 amino acids.